AUGCUUUGGUGUUUGGAGCAUAGUCCACGGCGGGCUUUGAAGCUUUUAUCUGCCUCUUUGAGAGGAACUCAGCACCAACCUCCGCGUCAUAUUAUAGCGGAUUGCUUACAGCAACUCUCUGUGCAGUACCUUCGUGGGGUGCUGAACCCUGAUCCUGAGGUGCUCAACGACAUCCUUGUUCUCACUUUCAAGCACGUUAGACGUACUUGUAUCUCGGGACGAGGUCAAUAUAUCCCUGAUCAGCUCGUGUAUCUACUCCUAAAGAAUUGCACUAAUGGACAAUUCAUAUUCUUGCUCAAAGUACUCACCAAAGAACAUGUUCAUUUACAUGCAAAUACAUUGCUACAUGCGCUUACAAGAUGCCUAGAUAUGGGCAAUAUCACUCUCUCGCUGAAGAUUCUCGAAGCUGUAUCCGAAUCAGGCAUGGGCAUGUACAGAGAUCAAGUGAUGAGUGCAUGUGUCAGACUGGUUCGGGCCCAGUUCAACGUCGACAACCAAUUUUCUAUUCAAACCAGAAUCCUAACAAAGAUACUUAAAAUGGGGGUCCGUCCGAAUAUCAUUCUUUACAAUGCGAUCCUACUAAAUACGACCGAGGCUGGACAUAUCGACUUGGCAUGGAGAAUGUUGGAUCUCGCAAAGGCAAAUUGCCUUGUCCCAGACAAAAUUACAUAUCAAAUUCUCUUACAAGGAGCCUUAGCUGCAACUAAUCAUGACAUGUGCCGAGCUCUCAUCUACGAGAUGAGGGAAAAUGUCAACCUCAUGUGGGAAGGCCGCUUAAAGGCCGAUGUUCUUGCCUCGAUUUCUAGAUGCACAAAAGCGGAUUACCCUUCGAUGCUAGUCUUUUAUAAAGAUCAUUGGGACAUCCGACCUCUCAUAGAGCUAGGCAUGUGUGAUGCCGUUGGGGAGAGCGGAGUUCAGCUUCCUGUAGAAGCCAAUGGAGAGCCACCUCCCAAGGACGUGCUUGGAAAAAUGAUCUGUGCGUAUGCUAGAACGCAAAGGGACUCAAAAGCCCUUCUGAAUGUUUACAAUCGUUUCUACAAGCUAGCAUGCCAACAACACCCGCUGCUGGUACAGGUAGCGCAGAGUGAUCACGUGUUUAACGCGUUCAUGAUGUCGUUUAGCCAGUCCUACAACACUCUUCCGCGAUGCACACACAUAGUGAAGAAUAUGCUUGACAAGUCGGAUCUGCACCGAGGCAACUUCAAUGAUCAUAAAGCCAGCUUUCAGCUAGCAGCACCUACUGUGCGUACCUGGUCAAUUUUGGUCGACGCAUUCUUGCGACAUCGUCAGAAUAAAGCGGCAGAGAAGGUGCUCGGUCUCAUGCAGGAACGAGGGAUGAAGCCUGACCAAGUCACUUGGAAUAUAAUCAUCAGUGGCAACUCAACAAUGCAGAAUGUACAGGAAGCUGUCGAUACGCUGCAAAGAAUGCAAGCCGCUGGGUUCGAACCUAAUGCUGGGACUUUCAAGGGCUUGAGCUACAUUGAUGAUCACCAACUACUGCUCAGAAGUUUGCGCGACACUUUUCGCGAGACGAACAACGUUGAUUCUGAGUCGAAUGCAGCAAGCGAAGCAAUGUUACAAGACGUCAUAGCUACGAGUGCGGAAGCUUCACGAGUGAGAAAGGCGCCAAAUAGCGAAACAAUCUGGAAAGACUUGCAAGAACGCUGGAAUAAAAUAGAAUUAGAACAGCAACCUUUGGGAAGUUGA
Molecule: messenger RNA, 1707 nt
Organism: Bacidia gigantensis
Lineage: Eukaryota; Fungi; Ascomycota; Lecanoromycetes; Lecanorales; Ramalinaceae
Exons: 1
Coding region: 1-1707 (568 amino acids)
Molecular function (GO): protein binding
Source: RefSeq, a predicted model, not a curated record